Molecule: messenger RNA, 1253 nt
Organism: Acomys russatus (golden spiny mouse)
Lineage: Eukaryota; Metazoa; Chordata; Mammalia; Rodentia; Muridae
Gene: P2ry8
Product: P2Y receptor family member 8
Exons: 2
Coding region: 99-1241 (380 amino acids)
Biological process (GO): phospholipase C-activating G protein-coupled receptor signaling pathway; thrombin-activated receptor signaling pathway; blood coagulation
Cellular component (GO): membrane
Molecular function (GO): thrombin-activated receptor activity
Source: RefSeq, a predicted model, not a curated record
CUCUGCAUGCCCCACAACUCUCCUACAUCCCUCCAGCCACCCAUCUCUCAGUCGUUUAUUUUCUACUCCCGCUCCAGCCCGCCCCAUCGUGUAAGGCAAUGACCACAGCAGCGAUGACGUCACUGGUCGGAAACGUGACAUCACCGGGACCAGACGCAGAGACUCUGCGCGUGUUGCAAAGCCAUGCAUUGUCAGUGGCGCUUCCAGCCGUGUAUGCAGUGGCGACAGCGGUGGGCGUGCCCGGGAACCUGUUCUCACUGUGGGUCCUGUGUCGUCACAUCGGUCCUCGGUCGCCAUCAGUCAUCUUCAUGAUCAACCUGAGCGUGACGGACGCGCUGCUGGGGGCGGUCCUUCCGUUCCAGAUCCACUAUCACUGCAACCGGAACCACUGGGUGUUCGGAGCAGGGCUGUGCGGGGCUGUGACAGUCGGACUGUAUGCAAACAUGUACGUGGGCGCACUCAGCGUCACGUGCCUCGGCGUGGACCGCUUCCUGGGCGUUUCCCGCCCCCUCACAUCCUCACGGUGGCGGCGGCGACGCUACGCCCUGUGCGCGUGCGCGGCCUCCUGGACCCUGGUCCUCGCCGCCCUGUCCCCACUCGCGUCCGCAGACCUCACCUAUGAUGUGAGCGCACUAGGCGUGAUCACGUGCUUUGACGUGCUGCGCUGGAGCAUGUUUCCAGGAGGGCGGAUCACGUGGGCGGCGUUCCUGCUCGGCACCUUUGGGUUGCUCUUCCUGGCGCCCUUCGCCAUCACCGUCGCCUGCUACACAGCUACGAUCCGGGUCCUGCUUCGAGAUCCAGGCCGUGUGGGGGCCGGGGCUUCCGGUACGGAUGUCCGGCGCCGUGCAGCGCGCUUGGCGGCUGUUGUGUUGGUGACGUUUGUCACGUGCUUCGCGCCGAGUCACGUGACGCUGCUGCUGCACGUUGUGGGGCGGCUGUUCCUGGGCCGUGGAUGUUACGCCGCCUACAAAGUGGCGCUUGGCCUGAGCUGCCUCAGCAGCUGCCUGGACCCCGUGGUCUACUGCUUCGCCUCACGAGAGUUCCAGGACCGCGUGCGCAAGUACCUUCCCCAAAAGUCCCGCCCACCCGUUUCCGGACACACCUGUAGCCUUCCCGGCCGCGCCCACCGGGGAUGGGAGCGGGUGCUGUCAAACACCACAUUGUCUGUUAGGUCGGCCGAGGGGGUCGAUGGGAUUGAGGAGGGCGGAAUCCCGCGGAAUCGGUCGGAGAGCGUGCUGUGACGUCAUAGGCAC